GUUUAAAGUCGGUUCAAUCGAUUCAGUGUGCUAAGUGAGACGUGAGAUAAGCUUAUGUAUGUAAAUAAACGCAAAAUUUUUGAUACAAAAAACAGUUUUUUCCGCGAUUACGGUUGUCAUAACAAAAAAUAUGAAAUUUAAUUCAUUAGGAAUAUUUUUUAUUCCACUUUGCAUUUUUGCGAUUUGUAAUCAAAAGACGAAUGUACAAGCGACUCAACGGCCGGCGGUUAGAGCCUGUGCGGCAUUGGACAAUGGACUACAGCAUAAUUUGAUACAGCGCACACCCGAAGGUAGUGCUGCUGCACCCGGAAAGUAUCCCUACAUGGCACUCAUUGGUCAAAAGGAAAUUGACACUGUCGUAUUUCUUUGUAGUGGCGCCUUGAUAGAUAAACGUUUCGUGCUAGCCGCAGCUCACUGUCUAGUAAGACUUAAAUCGGCGAUAGUGCGUCUAGGUAUUACACAUCUUGAUGAUCUGGCACAAAAUAACAGCAUGGUGGAGAAAAAAAUCCAAGCAGUUCAUGUGCAUCCUGAGUUUUCAUUAUUUUCUGCAUACAACGAUAUCGGUUUGGUGGAAUUGGAGAGUGACAUUAAUUAUUCGUCGUUGGUGUAUCCCGUUUGCUUAUUUACCGGUGCUGAAAUUCCUUUAAACAAUACUAAGUUGUAUGCCACGCGUUGGGGUGGCAAUGGUGAGCGCAUUGUGGGUGUAGUGCCCAUGCGAAUUCUUCCCCCCUCAUUGUGUCGAGAUGCUUAUAGUGAUUUUAAAGACCGUCGAAUCGCAGAUGGUAUUCAGGCAACACAUUUAUGUGCACAUACUGUUAAUCAAUCUGUGGACACUUGUGGUAAUACUGCUAAUGGCCCUAUGGUUUUAGUGGAAGAUGAAGGUUUAAAUAAAUAUCGACUCGUUGGUAUAGAUUCCUUUGGUCUACACUGUGGUUCCCAUAAGCCGGAUGUGUUUACUAGAGUAUCUGAGUACUUAGAUUUCAUUGAGGGUAUAGUCUGGCCGUCCAAAUGAAUACGUUUAUGUUUUGAUACUCGUAAUUAACCCUUUCAUGAGCACUUUCGUUAUUUAAAUUUUUUUCACCGUCUGUUUUUUUCAAUUUGGUAGACUUAUGUAUUGUGCAAGCAUACAGUUACAUUUUUUGUUAUAAGCUGUGCACGUAUUCAUUCAGUAGACGUUCUCCGCUGAGUGGAAUUGUCAAAAUAGGUUUCGCGAAAAAAGUUAUAAUAAAGUGGUUAUACAAAAAGUGUUCAAAAACAUAAAAUAA
Molecule: messenger RNA, 1265 nt
Organism: Zeugodacus cucurbitae (melon fly)
Lineage: Eukaryota; Metazoa; Arthropoda; Insecta; Diptera; Tephritidae
Product: serine protease Hayan
Exons: 4
Coding region: 131-1012 (293 amino acids)
Biological process (GO): proteolysis
Molecular function (GO): serine-type endopeptidase activity
Source: RefSeq, a predicted model, not a curated record